Calidris pugnax (ruff) is the source of this 3677-nucleotide messenger RNA. Its product is annotated as H/ACA ribonucleoprotein complex subunit 4. The transcript has 15 exons. The coding region runs from base 760 to 2406 and encodes 548 amino acids. Lineage: Eukaryota; Metazoa; Chordata; Aves; Charadriiformes; Scolopacidae. The record is from RefSeq and is a predicted model, not a curated record. Gene Ontology annotation, biological process: box H/ACA sno(s)RNA 3'-end processing; rRNA pseudouridine synthesis; mRNA pseudouridine synthesis. Gene Ontology annotation, cellular component: box H/ACA snoRNP complex. Gene Ontology annotation, molecular function: pseudouridine synthase activity; RNA binding.
CCUUCCGUGCCCGGGGCGGGCGAGCGGCCGCGUCCCUCUUCUGCGCCUCCGCCGGGGGGGAAGGGCCCGCCGUUGGCAGCGGGGGCGGCGGUGCCGGAGCGGCCCCAGAGCCCCGUCGGAGGCAGAGCCCGGGUGUGUCGUGGGGAGCCGGCGUUGGGCACCCGGGAAGCACCUGCGAUGGAGUUGCCUUUAAAUAAACAAGGGCACGAACACGAGACGCUGAUUUCCCUCCUGCCGACAAAAGCCACUGCAGCCAAGGCGAGGCCGGGCCUUUGGCUCUUGGGGCAGAGAAAAGGAGCUGGUCGCUGGCUCUCAAGGGGUCGCCUGGGGACCAGCGGGGGUGGCCUGACUGCGUUUGUGUAGAAGAGCUGGAAACCUGGAGGACUGAGAGUGAGAGGUGGCAGAUCCCCUACAGUCAGGGGAACGAGGAGGAAACUGGUGGAGAAGGAUGAGUUCUUGGCAUGGACUGUUUGCUCGGUUCUCCUCAGCUGCUGUUCCUCUCUGCUGCUGGGCACUUGGGCUUGUUGGGCCCGUUCCCAGGAGCGAGGUGGAGAAGGCCAGUCUUCAGAGCAGAGGGGAAAUGAACCCGCUGCCCUGGGUGCAUCCAGCUGUUGCCCACAGGCCGAGCCACAUCUCUGCAGGGUUGGGAUGGACUCUCCAGAAGGAAAUGCCUUAUUGCGGAAGCCAGAGAGGCCCUGGUGGUCCCCCCCUAAUUGUGGCUGUGGUAUAAACGAAGAGAGGUUGUAACAGAGCCAGCUGAUGGGAGAAGAAAGAAUCGCUGGCAGCAAAGACCCUGCAGGGACCCCGGAGAAGGCUGAGGCUUUGGGGGAGAGAGAUCCCGUUUGCAGCCCUGGAGAGAAGCCGGAGGCAAGAGGUUUCAGCGUGAAGAAGCGGCGGAAGAAGGAGAAGCGGGCGCUCCCCGAUGAGGAUGUAGCGGAGAUUCAGCACACGGAGGAGUUUUUCAUCAAGCCCGAGUCCCGCAUCGCCCAGCUGGACACGUCCCAAUGGCCCCUGCUGCUGAAGAACUUCGACAAGUUAAAUGUGAUGACAGCACACUACACCCCUCUUCCUUCCGGCUCUAAUCCCCUGAAGAGAGAGAUUUCUGACUACGUUAGGUCUGGUUUUAUUAACCUCGACAAACCUUCCAAUCCGUCCUCCCACGAGGUGGUUGCGUGGAUCCGACGCAUCCUUCGAGUAGAGAAGACUGGACACAGCGGCACUCUGGACCCCAAGGUGACUGGGUGCCUCAUUGUGUGCAUUGAGAGGGCGACACGGCUCGUCAAGUCUCAGCAGAGCGCAGGCAAAGAGUAUGUGGGAAUUGUUCGGCUGCACAAUGCAAUAGAGAGCGAGGCUCAGCUUGCCAGGGCAAUUGAAACUCUGACAGGCGCGCUGUUCCAGCGACCGCCCCUCAUUGCUGCUGUCAAACGACAACUGAGAGUCCGAACCAUCUAUGAGAGCAAGCUGGUGGAGUAUGAUCCUGAGAGAAGAUUAGGUAUCUUCUGGGUGAGCUGUGAAGCAGGCACGUAUAUCCGAACGCUCUGUGUUCACCUUGGUUUGCUGCUUGGUGUCGGGGGCCAGAUGCAGGAGCUCCGCAGAGUGCGCUCGGGCAUCCUGGGAGAGAAGGACAACAUGGUGACUAUGCACGAUGUCCUGGAUGCACAGUGGCAAUACGACAACAACAAGGAUGACAGCUACCUGCGAAGAGUUAUCCUGCCACUGGAGAAACUGCUGACUUCACACAAGCGGCUGGUCAUGAAAGACAGCGCGGUUAAUGCCAUUUGCUAUGGAGCCAAGAUCAUGCUGCCGGGUGUCCUGAGGUAUGAAGAUGGUAUUGAGCUUAAUCAGGAGAUCGUUGUCAUCACCACGAAAGGAGAAGCUAUCUGCCUAGCCAUUGCCCUGAUGACCACAGCUGUCAUUUCUACCUGCGACCAUGGCAUUGUGGCGAAGAUCAAGAGGGUGAUCAUGGAGAGAGACACCUAUCCCCGCAAAUGGGGUCUCGGUCCCAAGGCCAGUCAAAAGAAGAUGAUGAUCCAGAAGGGUCUGCUGGACAAGCAUGGAAAGCCCAACGAGAGCACGCCGGAUUCCUGGAAGAAGGAGUAUGUGGAUUACAGGGAUGCUUCCAAGAAAGAGGCAGCUGCUGUUCCCCAAGCUGUUUCAGAGGUGGAGAGGGCUUCAAAAAGGAAGCGAGAGUCGGAGAGUGAAAGUGAUGAGGCUGUCACCCCACCAUCCCCUGCCACCCCACCGCCAGAGGAGCUGACCAAAAAGGAGAAGAAAAAGAAGAAGAAAGAGAAGAAGGCCAAAGAGGCAGCUGAGAGUGGAGGAGAGCAAAUAGAAGUGGCCAGUGAGCCCAGCACCAAGAAGAAGAAGAAGAAGAAACAGAAGGAGGUAGAAGAGAGCUCAGAGUAAGCAACUGGAUCUGUCCAAAGCAGGCGACCUCGUCGGUAGAGAAGGGAGGAGUCUGAGGCCUUGAGAAAAAGAGGACUGGCCACAUGGCAGAGGGGCCAGCAGGUCCCGAGCUCCUUUUCUGCUGUGUAUAGGAGUGAGCAGGUGUGUUUGUCCAGGAUACACCCUGCUCGGGUCCCCCUCCUCAUCCUGUUUUAAGGGUCUCCGGAGGAGUGGGGUGCCUGACUGCCCCUGCGCUGGAUUGCUCUCUAAAGCUGAACACCACGAUGCCAAUAGAAGUGGUAUCUUCAGGGAAGCUGUAGCUCCUGGCUCUUGGUGUCUCUGUUUUUAUCUUGAGAGGGAGGAAUAACGUUUCUCCCCCUUUUUUCCUGCCUCUUUCUUCCUUUUCUUCCAAGGUUGGAGCUGUUACCUGACAGUCACAGAAUGUGUUGAUAUCUGGAGGACUGGCUUUGUCACAGCCCAUUUGAAUCAAUUUGGAUGGGGACGAUCAACUGGUUAUUUGAAGGGCUCUGGUUGGUUUUAACCUCCAGUAUGCUUGGCUUGACCUUCAGCUAGAGGAGAUCAAAUAGUCCACCCAGAUAGUCUUCGGUACUUUUUUUUUAACUUUUAUCAUGAAAGGAUUAGAACAUUAAAUUCCUUCUUUUUGCUUUAUAGUGCUGGGACCCGCUUGUUAGUUGUCGGCUGAUCCCCAGACCCAGUGCCCCAGUGACCAUCUCAGUGUGUCCCUCUUGCUGGCUCUUUGCUUUUCUCUACCCAGUUGGAAUGGGACAGCAAUGCUUUCAGCUGCCUUCUGUUAUUUUGAUAUGUAAUAUGCUCUGAAGGCUGGAGGUGGGGAUGCUGCUGGGGGGGCAGAAGUGAAGUGACCAGAAGGCAGCUGGUCACUGCUUUUCUAAAGGGGCUGUUGGGACUGGAGUCCUUGUGAGGAAGACCUUGGCCAGAGGCAGCUUUGCAAGGGACACUGGGUGUGGGGCUUGAGCGGUUUCAGAAAGACUUGUCCUAAUUUCCUGAUCUGGGGUGGCUGGCUGGGGGUGGGAGGUCUCUCCUUUCUCACAGGGUAGCACUGAGCCAGGAUUUUUAACCUCUUUUUAAUGGGGAAUGAUUCAGGCUGCUUUGUUCUGAGUUUCAUCCCUGCAGAGAUUCUGUAACGGUUGUCUUAGCCUUGUACAUUGUUUCUAUCUUAACCAUCUGACUCUUCUCCUCUCCAACGCUAGAGAUAAAUGCAGGCAGUAGGGCCAGCAGCUGGUGGCUGUCAGAACCCGAGCAGAAAGGAUAAA